AGCGACCUCGACGCCGUCUGGUCGCCCAGCCUUCCGAAAGGGCGAGAUCGAUAGUAUUCAAAUGGCUAUCACCGAGUGCGAUCACAAACGAGACAUAUAGCAACUUGGGCCAACAGACAGGAUGGCAGACCAAUAGUGACGGAUCAAAGAUCAAGUGAACCAGAUGGCUGCAUGGCAGAGAUGGCGGAAUGUCAAGCUCGGCUUCCUAAAUCUAAAUCUCUGCGGAUUCCGCCAUCCCGCCGGGCUCUUCUCACUCGAACCGAUUCAAGCAAUGGCACGCUAGACAGUGACUUGAUGGCUAUUCUCCAGAUCGGAAGACAAAUCCAAGCCGCAGAUGAAAACCUAUAUGAAGGGGUCUCUUUCUCCAGAUCUGAUCACUUCUUUUCCCAUCCGUCUUCAGUCACAACAACUUCCAACCUUCAUCCUAUUCGUCUUCAGUCUUCAGUCUUAUUUGUGCCCUGCAGUGCAGUACAAUCACAAAACUCUCAACUUCACCCUUCAACUUCUUUUUAUAUCAUUCUCUUUAUUCAAACGCAAUAUCGAAACUUUCAUACUCACUGGUGGAGAAACGUAUCUUACAACAAAUAUCACAAUCACUAGAUCAACUCGACAUGAUUUCAUCACUUUACGCGCUUUUCCUUAUCUUCGAAGUAACCGGAAGCAUUAACGCCGAUCUUACCAACCUUCGAGCUCGAGACGUCAACCCCAAGUUUCAGAUGCAAAGAGCUUCAAAAAGGCUUAGACGUUCAGAACCAGUGACCAUCAACGAUCAAGACGCACGCCAAAAUGCAGCCGACGCUUCUGACACUCCCUAUAGUAAUUAUACUAACAUCAAUACUUCGGACAAAUACCCCAAUGGUACCGAAAAAUCUACGGCACCCAAUCCGAAUAAGAAGGUAGAUGCAUCAGGAGAUUAUUCUUCACUUUAUCCGCCGCCACCUUCCGUAUCAUUACCUCCUUUCAGUGCGAUUCCAUAUCCAUUACCGCUCACCGGAUCAGGGAAAAAAUGCCCACCUCGCAAGCACGAUGAUGGAUUGACGGUCGCUCUACCUUCAGAUCUCAAUACCGGAAGAUUCACAAAAUGUGGACAACAGGUAGUGGUGGUAUUCGAUCAGUUAGCAGGUCGACCAUGGCAAGGGAGCAAGAAUAAUCUGACCUUGACAGUGAGCGACUCAUUUGAUAGUAAAGGUCAUUCAGAGUUAGAUAGAACAAUCCUUUUGAGUGAGAAGGCCUGGAAAGAAGCAACGGGUAACUCUAUCAUCAACAAGUUCGAGAGUUGGCCAGUGAGGUGGUUCUUCCUAGAUGCUGCUAUGCAACAGGAAACUGCGGAUGGUCAGCACGAAAAUCAAAACGGUGAAGAUGAUGCUUCAGCCGGUAAUUCUACGGACGCCACUUCGGGUAACCAAACAGUCACUGAUCGAGGAAACAAAUCACCUCGAACUGACGAAGGAUCCAAUUCAACGACAACAUCGACAAAGCCUCCUUCCAACAAGAGAAGUUUACUCUCAAGAAGAAGCAGUUCAAAUCCUUCAACUCAUCAGCAUCCAUUAAAUGUUUUAAAAGAUAAAAAGCUCGAUGACCUAAGUGACGAUCUAGAUGAUGCGGUUUCAGGUUUAUUGGGUGGUGGUUGGGCAACUUUCUUCACACAAGAAGGUAGGCCAGGUGCCUGUGGUCAAGUGCACAAAGACUCUGAUACUAUUGUUGCCCUCGACUUUCGACGAUAUGGAAACUUGGAUGAGAUUUCACAGUACUGUAACAGAACAGUCCAGAUCACAAGAAUCUCGACCGGUAAAACUAUCACAGCAACAGUAGCAGAUGCAUGCCCGACUUGCAAAAACAAGAAUAGUCUUGAUUUAAGUGAAGGUGCAUUUCAAAAGUUGGCAACUAAAGAUGAAGGAAUGGUCUCUAUCAAAUGGAAAUUUGCUUAAUCUUGUACUAUUCGCUGAACCUUUCUGACUCAGAGAAAUCUUGUACUUUUUAUUUUUACUUUUUUUGGUUUUUAUUGGGUUCCGGUUGUGUGCGAGUUUUUUGAAAGCUUCAUGAAAUCUUAAGAAAAAUCUACAUUAAACAUAC
Messenger RNA from Melampsora larici-populina 98AG31, 2073 nucleotides. RefSeq lists its product as uncharacterized. The transcript is spliced from 4 exons. NCBI's taxonomy places the organism in Eukaryota, Fungi, Basidiomycota, Pucciniomycetes, Pucciniales, Melampsoraceae. The record is from RefSeq and is a predicted model, not a curated record. Bases 612 to 1928 code for a protein of 438 amino acids.